Molecule: messenger RNA, 222 nt
Organism: Necator americanus (New World hookworm)
Lineage: Eukaryota; Metazoa; Nematoda; Chromadorea; Rhabditida; Ancylostomatidae
Exons: 3
Coding region: 1-222 (73 amino acids)
Source: RefSeq, a predicted model, not a curated record
AUGACUAAGGUAGGAUGGCUUGGUUGGCAGAACGGCGGUUUCGAACCAUCGGUCCGGCAGCGACAGCCGGACUUCAGCCUCUGCCCUACACUCACCCUAGUAAUUCUUUACAAGUUUUCAAUUUCACUCUAUGACCGGGGUUUUGAAGACUUGGCCACUACUCUACGUUACAUUCUUGGGUUAACCAUUAACCUGUGUCAAACAACUAUUGAGUUCGCUUAA